Messenger RNA from Seminavis robusta, 1896 nucleotides. The record is from the annotation of a GenBank genome assembly. NCBI's taxonomy places the organism in Eukaryota, Bacillariophyta, Bacillariophyceae, Naviculales, Naviculaceae.
ACACCAAAAUCCACGUGAAAACACCUGAAUAUUUCAGGAAUCUCCUUUUUUAUAAUAACUCCUGUCAAAAAAACCAAUCGCAAACAGGCUAGCAGGAUACUCAUGGCGGACCGCAACAAUGGCAAGAGGAGGCGAGGUAGCGCUCUUGUAGAAGGCUACGAACGCUCCGCGUUUUCCACACCCAUCGCCCAGAUCUCGAUUCCCAGUAUGGCUGCAGCGAAUGGGUUGCUUUCGUCUGGAGUCAAUGGAACUUCAGCUCGUUUGGAGGCUCUCGCACAUUCCUCAGCACCUCUCGCGGGUCAGCUGAACCUUAUGCUACAACAAGAUACCACUCUAACCUCCCGAAUGUCAGGUGUCAGAAGCAACAUCGGGUAUCCGGCAGGGUUGUCCCUUCGUCAAGCAGCGGACCCCAUGUUGGCGGGGCAAACUACUGGUAUCAUGGGCACCGCCGCUUCGUCUCAGCAAGAUCAGUUCCCUCACACGAAGGCCCUCCUUAGCCUGUUGACAAAUGGUUCAUCGCGUGGAGACGACAUCCAGGCGAGGACUGUGCUCCAGCAGCUGGUCCAGCUCCGAUUGUUGAAUCAAGUGCCGCCUUCUCCCGCACCGCAAGUCAACAGCUACGAUGCAGUCGCAGGCCUCAUGAACUUGUCCAGCAGAAGCAACAGCAGCGCGCUGAGUAGCGGACCUGCCGCGGCUCAGCCCAUGGCGACGUCGCUUGGACAAGUCAACGCUGCUGCUCCCUCAGCUCCUUCCGCUUCCGCAACGAAUGGGAUGAUUGGUCACUUGUCACAGCCAACUGCGGCACUUCCCACAAACGGCACCGGUACCGGUACCACUACGGGUGGCCAAAAUGCCUCCACACCUUCAAAUGCUCAGCUGACAAAGGCGAUCGAGCAGCUCAUUACGAUUGCAGGAGCACCCAACAAUCAUGAGGCCACCACCCAUGGACAAGGUUUGCCAACACUUGCCACUACCAAUCAGAGCGCACAUGCUCUCCAAUCGGGUGCCUCUGUGGGAGCUCCGGUGAUCACUGCACCUUCUCUAAAUGCAAGUGCUACUGUUCCCAGUGGACCCAAUUCUGCGUUGAUUGCUCAAAUCACAAGCCUCUUGAACCCUUCUUCUCCUCCAAGUGUCAUCAACACAACUGCUGUUGCGGCUGCCCCAGCUCCUGGUUUGUCAACGAGUUCCGUCACUUCUCCCGAAGCCGCAGUAGAGCCACCGUCAGGUUCGAGACCGACCAAGCGGAAACAUAGCGAGAUGGACGAGGACGAAGACCACUGCUCGAGUGCCCCUUCUGUUACUGGCAUGACUGGUACAGCUGCCGUGGCCCUAUACAUUACACGAGAUGACGAGCGGCUCUCUGCCUACCAUGCCUUGGCUCGCAAGCAUAUGGAAUUCUUUGAAGCCGACGAUGAAGAUUCCUCGAGCAACACCCGUGGCCGGAAUCGACCCAUUGCCUUGGGUCAGGUGGGCGUUCGUUGCCGAUGGUGCAGCCACCAAGCUCCAAGGAUGCGCAAACGAGCCGCCAUGUACUACCCCUUCAAGCUGGAACUACUCUACCAGGCAUGUCAGACUUUGGCCAGUGUCCACCUCUGUGUCCAGUGCGAGCACAUCCCGGCGGAUGUCAGGGAAGAGCUGGUCAAGUUCAAGAGCGAAAAAACCUCGGCCUUGGUAGGGAAGAAGUAUUGGGCUGAUGGCGCUCGGAAGAAGGGUGUCUACGAGGCGGAGUACGGUUUGCGCUUCCGAAUUCCAGCCGAGCCCCAGAAAGACAGUGAUACAACCGACACCACUACUAGUAGGGCUUAGUGGAAAGGAAGCUUACUUACUUGUGCCUUGAAGAUGUUGUCACAUUGCAUUUUUAAACUAAAAGAAUAAUUAGCACACAUUGGACCAUCU